AUGGUGGACGAACAGUCCCUGAGACGCAAUAGAAAUGCUACACCACAGUUCAUCGGUGCUUUGACUGAGAUGGUCUGGACCCAGAUCGAAAAUGUCGCCAUAGACUUGGAGAGCUUCAGUCGCCAUGCUGGCCGGACAUCCAUCACUACCGACGAUGUACUGCUCCUGGCCCGGCGGAAUGCAGACCUGAACGGCAUCAUCAAGGAUUUCGUAGAUGAGCAGAAGGCAGCCAAGGUCAGCAAGGGCAAAGGAAAGGCCAAGCGAUGA
Diaporthe amygdali is the source of this 267-nucleotide messenger RNA. RefSeq lists its product as uncharacterized. NCBI's taxonomy places the organism in Eukaryota, Fungi, Ascomycota, Sordariomycetes, Diaporthales, Diaporthaceae. The record is from RefSeq and is a predicted model, not a curated record. Gene Ontology annotation, cellular component: Fanconi anaemia nuclear complex; FANCM-MHF complex. Gene Ontology annotation, molecular function: chromatin binding; protein heterodimerization activity. Gene Ontology annotation, biological process: replication fork processing; resolution of meiotic recombination intermediates. The transcript is spliced from 2 exons. Bases 1 to 267 code for a protein of 88 amino acids.